Molecule: messenger RNA, 1470 nt
Organism: Pomacea canaliculata
Lineage: Eukaryota; Metazoa; Mollusca; Gastropoda; Architaenioglossa; Ampullariidae
Product: 3-hydroxyacyl-CoA dehydrogenase type-2-like
Biological process (GO): estrogen metabolic process; fatty acid metabolic process; androgen metabolic process
Cellular component (GO): mitochondrion
Molecular function (GO): estradiol 17-beta-dehydrogenase [NAD(P)+] activity
Source: RefSeq, a predicted model, not a curated record
CCUCCUCCGAAGUGAAUGCAUUUCUCUUAUUUUAUUGGUCUAUAACAAGCACGGGGCAGUGGGGCGAGUGGGUCGGGAGGUCACCACGUUAACUUUGAACCCGUGAACAUGUCUUCCAUCGGUACUCUGAAGGGACUUGUUGGCCUUGUUACUGGUGCAGCAUCAGGUUUGGGACGAGCCACAGCAGAGAGAUUUGUUCAGCAAGGUGCCAGGGUAGUUCUCUGUGACUUGCCUUCAUCCAGUGGAGCAGAUGUUGCCAAAGGACUAGGUGAUGCAUGCGUCUUUGCACCAACAGAUGUUACAUCAGAGGCAGAUGUUAAGAAGGCGCUAGAAAUUGCCAAGGAAAAAUUUGGACGCCUGGAUGUUGCUGUCAACUGUGCUGGUAUUGGUGUUGCCUUCAAGGUGUACAAUUUCAACAAAGAAAGACCACAUUCAUUAGAAGAAUUUAGUCGUGUGAUUCAGGUGAAUACCAUCGGAACAUUUAAUGUGAUACGAUUGGCUGUAGGACUGAUUGGGAAGAAUAGCCCCACAGCUGAUGGACAGCGGGGUGUUGUCAUCAAUACAGCCAGUGUGGCAGCAUUUGAUGGCCAGAUGGGCCAGGCAGCUUAUUCAGCCAGCAGAGCCAUUGUUGGAAUGACGCUGCCACUUGCUCGAGAUCUUGCAAGCCAGGGAAUUCGAGUUUGCACAAUAGCUCCAGGUCUUUUUGACACACCACUGCUUGCUAGCCUUCCAGAGAAGGUUCGGUUAUUUCUGGCAAGUACGAUACCUUUCCCAAGUCGCCUCGGCAAUCCUGGUGAAUAUGCUCACUUGGUACAAACUAUUGUUGAGAAUCCACUGUUGAAUGGUGAAGUGAUUCGGCUAGAUGGAGCCCUACGAAUGAUGCCAUAGCAUUUAAAAAUGUUUCCGACGGAGACAAUUAGAGGACAGUUUUAUUGGAAUAAUAAAAGAAUGUGCUAACAUUGUCAUGGAGUAUGCUUGUGCAGAUGUUCAUUUGGGGCAAGUAAACUAUUGAGUUUUUUAAAUUUUCUGAUUGAUAUUUGUAAAAAUCUGAGACAUUAAGAAUGUCACUUGGAAAUUGGAAGCCUUACAAAAAAUUAACUCACUUUUGUCUAAUGUUAAUUUUACAUAAUGAAGGAAUGAAAUUUUGAUAUUUUUGCUUUUUGUGUUUGUUCUUGAAAGACUAUUUUAUUCUUGUCUAAACUGUAGACUUGGUGAAGUAAAACUGACAAAGAAACAUUUUGCUCAUACUCCUGUUCUUUCAGUGACUGUACAAGACUGGAAUUUUAUUUAGCUAUAUCUCGAUGCAUUGCUUUAGACCAAACCUUUAAUGUAUUUGAAAGCAUAUGUCGAUGUUGAUAAAAGCGUUAACAUUUUUGUAAAUUGAUUUUUACUUCAUAAAUAUACAUUACGACUCAUGUACUAGCCAAUGUGUGCACAUGGUUAUGCAAUAAAAGAAAGCAUAAAAGGAAA